This is a messenger RNA of Mercenaria mercenaria, 3844 nucleotides long. RefSeq lists its product as uncharacterized. The transcript has 9 exons. The coding region runs from base 88 to 1167 and encodes 359 amino acids. Lineage: Eukaryota; Metazoa; Mollusca; Bivalvia; Venerida; Veneridae. The record is from RefSeq and is a predicted model, not a curated record.
UGCACACGAUCAAACAUUUUCAUAUUGCGCAUUUGUUGUUGGAAGAAUUCGUACGAAUAUUAUUAAGAGAUUUUGUUGAAUCUAGACAUGCACGAAUUACUCUUACUCUUUGUCACGACACUGAUGCUGUGUCAUAUACACGGAGAGCCCAACAUCACGGAAGUAACAUGUAAAGCCGGACCAGAAUAUACCUUUACAAUUGAAGGGCAAACUAACACAGGUGUCAUUUUUGUCAGUGGCGUAUGUGCGUCAAAGACAACAGAUACAGCAAUUUCUGAAUAUACAUUUGCAAAUGCCGAUUGUAAUGGUUCUGCCCCGGCACUGGGAAGCGAAAUGAUUGUAGUAGUACAAGAAAUUGAAGACAUCAACACAAAAAGAGACUUCAAGGCUAACAUUACGUGUAGCCUUGACACAGGGUCAGUUAUAACAGAAGUGACUGUACAAACAGCAGGAGACGACGAUAAAAAGACAAUAACUGCCACUGUCAAACCAACGUUCAUCAUUCAAAUGGUAGAUCAGGGAACUACUGUUCCAGUAUCCUCGGGAGAAAUUGGCCAGGCUGUAAACAUUACACUAGAGAUGGAUGCUGAUUACCAAAGUACAUUCAUGUUCCAGAUCGAAAAGCUUGAGGUGAAAACAUCGUCUGCCUCUACAGAUGUGAUUUCAAAUGGGUGUACGGAUAAGAAGUAUAAAGAUGUUGUCUUUCCACAACCGGGUCCACCUACAGCUACAAAUAUGAACUUUCCAUUUAAUUUAUUUUUGCCAUCGGAUACAUCUGGCAAUACUCCUGUGGUCCAGGAUACAUCUUCUAUCGCUGUGACAUACACUUUUACCAUCCAAGUAUGUGUUAUUGGUGAGUGUACACAGCUUUGCAAAGCCCGUCGGCGUAGAAGUGUUGACUCCACAAUCGAGACGGUACAGUACGCAACCUCUGUGACCAUAUACCCUGCAGGUCAGAGGAGAGUGACUAACCAACCAAAAACCAACACAGACACAAACACCCAAGUAUGUUUAGCCCAGGCAUCCUUCUAUGCUCUCGCUGUUUCCCUCCUAGCCGCCCUCGCCGUCUGCAUAGGCAUCAGUGCAUGCAUGUGUUAUCGUCUGAAAAAUAAGCCUGGCUACAUGGACAAGGAUGCAUCUUACAAGAACAAGGCAUUUAAUUAUUGAGAUUGUAGUGAAGAAGAAAGAUAUUGCAUCAAGAAAAAAAACUACUCCAGAUGUGUGUUUUUCCUUAUAAACAAUCUUUCAUUCUAUUAUAUACCUAAACAUGUUCUAUCUGAAAUUCAGCCUAUAAUUCACUAAAUACGAAGCCCUUUAUUUAAAUAGGUCACCGUUCUAAACGAGUUUUCAGUUGUAUUUGUCUAAAGCAAUAGUAUAUUUAGACUUUUUUUAUUCUAUAUAACGGCAUAAAUAACUGUAUGUGUGUAACAAACAAACAAAAUGGGUCAUUAAAGCAUAACUUUCAUCUGUAAUCUGAAUGCAUUUGGCUGUCGUGGAUUUUACCAGACCGAAACCGCUUCAUGGGAUCCAGGUCAGGAAAAAUCCAAUCAAACCGAAUACAACAUUACAGAUCAAGGUACCACAGUAAUAACCAUAUUCUAUUUUUGUCAGUAAAAUAUAUAAAUGGAUAUUUUGGGAGCACAAAAUGCAGCGAAGCAAAACAAUAACAGACUUGGCUUGACUGAGUCUGCAUAUGAGAGGUAUAAAAUGUACAAAACCCCCACGUCCCCUAGCACCGGCUUAAACAGAACUCUUUUAUAGAUAUUGAUUGCACUAUGUGAUCCCAAAGGACCAGGACAUCUAACAUCACUUAAUUCAAGUGCGAGGUUUUCGAGUUUAAUUUCUUAAUAUUUAUCUAAUUAGCUGCAUUCGUGGUUUAUUAUGUACAGUGUUAGUAAUUCCAUGUACAUGUACAUCUUGAAAUGCACAUAUAUAUUUAAGUUUCGUUGCUAAUCACUGGAAUUUAUAAGUGAAAAGGUGUCUUGUUCACGUUAGCACGCACAAACACGCGCAUAAAUGCAUACAUAAGCUUACAUAUAACCAGAAGAAUCUAUUAUACGUUUCUGUUUUUCAUUUGUUAGCUUUUCAUUCGUUUCCAAGCUAUGUUGUUUUUUUGUAAAACAUCACUGUUUUGUAGCAAUAAACUAUCUACAACUGCGACUAUCGCAACGGCAAUGAAAGACCUCUGAUGUAUAACUUACGUAUAAGUUGUCCUUUACCAAUUACGAAUACAAACUUAAGAUUUUGAUAAUGAUACUCGAAAUUUAAAACAGACUUCCUUUUAAAAAAAUAGCGAAACUGGCUGACUCGCGACUUCUUAUAAUUAUAGACCAAAUUUUCUUUACGUCUCUAUGAAACGCUCCUAUGGCGAUAUUGUUAUUUUCUCUGUUAUUGUUUUAAAUGAAUUGCUAUUUUCAAUGAUAUUUUUAUUAUGUAUUGAUUCGCUUAUCUUAUAUAUGCCUGCUUUUCUUUGUAUUGUUAUUCUUUAGAACAUUAUCCCUAAACUAUCAUACUUUAAUUUUUCAUGAAAGGAGAAAUUAGAGUAUCUUUUAAAACGUGACAUUUUAAUCAGUACAUUUCAAUCUUGACUUGAAGCUAGACCUACACUAAACCGAUACAAGAAAUCUUUGCAAAUGAAAUACAUUGAAAAAUAAACGAGAUAAAUAUAUCAAUUAAAUUUAGAAUUAAACAUGAUUUUACUAAUAUAUUAUUCAGUUGUAACUCUCAUCGAAAAAAAAAAACUAUACACUUUUUACUCUUGAACGAGGGAUAAUUGAUAUACAUUGUUUUUGUACAUAGGGUAUUUAUUGGUUUGUAAACAAGAAAAUUUAUUAUCUUAUCAAUUUCAUAUCACUUUGUUUAAAUUCUUUUACUCCUCCCCCAACCCCCCCCCCCCCCCCCCCCCUCCACCAGUCCCCCACACACCGCUACCAACCCCAGUCGGCUGAGGGACAACUUAUUCUCAUCAAAGAUGCACUCAACUAUUUUGGCAAAGAAUCGAUAUUGUCUCAAAAUUCAACCCCAAAACUGCCCCCAGAGACCAGCAUUUCAUAACUGUAUUUCAAAAAUUGCCAGGGGGAGACCCACUGACCUAGCUAAAUCGAGGGAGAUAUCCCCUCCUGUACCUCAAAAUUUAGACCAAAAAUGCACCAGAGGCCAUCAUUUCAUACCUAUAUUUCAAACAUAUCUAUGGGAGAUAUCACUCUAACCCCAUAACAGGAGCGGAGUACCCUCUCCCGUACCUCAAAAUAUAGACCCAAACUGCGCCAGAGGCCAUUAUUUCAUACGUGUAUUUCACAAAUUUCCAGGAGAUGACCCAUUAAGCCGCCUAAAAGGAGGGAGGUAUCCACUUGUCUACCACAUAAUUUCGACCCAAAAAGGCACCAGGGGCCGCCAUGUAUACCUAUAUUUCAAAAAUAUCCAGGUUGGAUUCUCACCUGACCUUCUCUAACAGGAGGAUUUGGUACCCUCUAGACCAAAAAUGCAACAGAGGCUGCCACUUCAUACCUAUAUUAAAACAAAAUUCCUUUAGGAGAUCCCCUAUCACAAGGGGAUACCCCCUUCCGUACUUAACCCUACUCCGCGCUAUGCGCAUCCACGAUGACGCAUUCGUUCUAAACUGGUGUCCCUAAUCAAUUUUUUCCUGGAUCCAAGCCUGUACCCUCUCUUUACUUUUCAUGUAAAUACAAAUGUACAUUUAUAGGUUUAUGGAAAAUUGAUUUUCAUUGUUUUUGUACAUGGGGUAUUUAUAGGUUUGUAUACCAGAAAAUUAAUUAUCUUAACAAUUUCAUAUCACUUUGCUAAAUUUCUUUUGUCAUAAUUAAUAAACUGUACCUAUUACAAG